UGGCCGCCGCUCACUUCCGGUUCCGGCGCUCUGUGGCGGAGCUCGGUGGGCACCGGUGUCGCUCCGGGCCGUCCGUGUUGAGCCGGUUGUGCCGUGUCCCCCCCCGGUGUCCUCACCCCCAAUCCGGCCCCUUCGUGCGGGCAGCGAUGAUCGAAGUCGUCUGCAACGACCGCUUGGGCAAGAAGGUGCGGGUGAAAUGCAACACCGAGGACUCCAUCCGCGACCUCAAGAAGCUGAUCGCGGCGCAGACCGGCACCCGCUGGGACAAGAUCGUGCUCAAGAAGUGGUACACCAUCUUCAAGGAUCACGUCACGCUGGGCGACUAUGAGAUCCAUGAUGGCAUGAACCUGGAGCUCUACUACCAGUAGCGGCUGCCGUUCCCUGCUCUCUUCCCCGCUGGAUCCCAAACCCCCCUUUCUCCUUCCCCAGGCUCUGAACCUGAUGGAGCUGCCCUGGAGCGUUUAAGUGGUUUCUAAUAAAUGUGUUUUUCGGGUC
Melopsittacus undulatus (budgerigar) is the source of this 495-nucleotide messenger RNA. RefSeq names its product ubiquitin like 5 (gene UBL5). Gene Ontology annotation, biological process: protein modification process; mRNA splicing, via spliceosome. Gene Ontology annotation, molecular function: protein binding; protein tag activity. Lineage: Eukaryota; Metazoa; Chordata; Aves; Psittaciformes; Psittaculidae. The transcript is spliced from 4 exons. Bases 147 to 368 code for a protein of 73 amino acids. Gene Ontology annotation, cellular component: cytoplasm; nucleus. The record is from RefSeq and is a predicted model, not a curated record.